Messenger RNA from Cucurbita maxima (winter squash), 1112 nucleotides. RefSeq lists its product as uncharacterized. The record is from RefSeq and is a predicted model, not a curated record. Bases 135 to 869 code for a protein of 244 amino acids. The transcript is spliced from 4 exons. NCBI's taxonomy places the organism in Eukaryota, Viridiplantae, Streptophyta, Magnoliopsida, Cucurbitales, Cucurbitaceae.
GGGAAACUUCCAGAGACCAUUUGUAAGGGAAACCGCGAACAGUGAGUCUCCAUGGCCGUUCCAAAUGUCCACUCUCCAUUCCAGCUUCUUCUUCCCACAACAACCAGUUGAUCAAGCUUUCUAUUUCUGCUGCAAUGGAGAUUAUGAUGGAGAAGAAGAAGAAGGAUCCAGGCCAAGAACUCAGAACCAUCAAGCUAUUCUGCACUUCACUCUCCACCAUUGCUCCAUUCGUUGCAUCGGAGGACCAGUGCAUCGAUAUCGGCUCCAUAGCUACCAUUUUCGGCCUCGAGCCCUCAACUGUGAAACUCAAUGGUCACUUCCUCAGCCGAGGCCUCGAUCUCGUCUCCUCUGUUACUUGGAACUCUCUUCUCUCUUUCUUCUCUGCUAAACGGCUGCCUACUGGAGGCUCCGAUGAUGAUGCACUCGUUGUUGAUGGAAAGCUCUCUAAAAUUGGCGUCAAGAGAGCUCACUGCCCUCAGGAAAUUGCAAAUGGGGAUUGUUGCGAGGCUGAUGAAGAAGAUGGCAAUCUUAAUGGUGGAAGGCUAAAACCAGAAAGCAACCUGGUCAAGAAUAAAAGGUUGAAGCAUAUGAACUCAGGAAGCAAACGCAUAGAUUCUCCAGUAUCGAAAUGUAGUCCCAAUGAUUAUAGAAGAAAACAACACAUGGAAGAAGUCCUCUUGCUCAAGAAAUUGAAGUUAAACGAAACUAAAUCAGGUUUCGACGAAUUAUCCGACGCAGGCAGAGAAAUAAACAACACGGCCAAUGGCUUCCCACGUACAGCAUGUUCGUGUAGCUAUAAUAGUAAGAAUAUGAAAAGGAUGAGAGAAGAUGAGGCUCUUGUUCCUGCUUUCUGCAAGAGAACCAAAUAAACACAUGGCUUUCCCAAGCCAAUCCCCACCUCAUUUGUUCAUAACUUUUAUUUGUUCAUAGUUUUCUUUUGCUUGUUGAGGUUUGUAAAUGUGAAGAAAGAAAAUGGUGGCUAUGUUCUAUGUAUAGGUUUGUACUGAAUUGUACUUUUGUUCACCAUCUUAUAAAUAUGCUUUGGGAAGUUACAUAAAAGCUGCCAUUUAUAAGCUUCAUAGAAAUCAUUAAAAUGCUCUAACAAGCUGAAA